This is a messenger RNA of Pochonia chlamydosporia 170, 876 nucleotides long. RefSeq names its product NAD(P)H-dependent oxidoreductase. Lineage: Eukaryota; Fungi; Ascomycota; Sordariomycetes; Hypocreales; Clavicipitaceae. The coding region runs from base 1 to 876 and encodes 291 amino acids. The record is from RefSeq and is a predicted model, not a curated record. Gene Ontology annotation, molecular function: oxidoreductase activity. The transcript is spliced from 2 exons.
AUGGCAAGCACAAAUGCUCUAACUGGGAGCUCGCUCUUCAAGCUGCAGGACAGAGUUGCCCUUGUCACUGGUGGAGGCUCUGGAAUUGGACUCAUGGCCGCACAAACUCUGGCUGCGAACGGCGCCAAGGUCUACAUCACAGGGCGGACCAAAGAGAAACUUGAUACAGCAAAGUCGCAGCAUUUCGGCAGCGACAAUGAUAAAGUCAUUGCUAUUACAGCAGACGUCACCUCUAAGGAAGGGAUACAAGCUCUCGUCAAGGAAGUCGAGUCUAAAGAGAAAUGCCUCUGCAUUCUCGUCAACAACGCAGGCAUCUCGGAGGACUCCCACCCAACGGCUGAAGUCAGCUCAGCGUCAGAAAUGCGAGACGCUCUGUUUCAGAAAUCCGAUUUCGAUAACUGGAUUAACGUCUACCGAACCAAUGUCGCGGCUGUAUACUUUACUACAGCUGCAUUUCUUCCACUGCUCCAGGCAUCAAGCGAGAAACAUCCCGGAUGGUCGGGUACGGUUAUCAACAUCACCUCCAUCUCGGGAUUGGUUAAAACAUCCCAGCAUCAUUUCAGCUACAACGCAUCAAAGGCAGCGGCGAAUCACCUGACCCGUAUGCAGGCUGCAGAAAUUGACGCUGCAGGAUUGAAGAUCCGCGUGAAUGGCAUCGCGCCGGGUGUGUUCCCUAGCGAGAUGACGACCGGAGAGAGCGACGAGAAGCAGAAGAGCCAGAUACCAAAAGAGAAGUUCGAGGGCAAGGUGCCAGCUGCUCGGCCUGGAAAAGAUGAGGAUAUGGCGUCGGCGGUUCUAUUCAUGGCUGGCAACCAAUAUGUCAAUGGACAGGUAGUUGUUGUUGAUGGUGGUUACACCAUUUCGGCGGGUAUGUAG